Messenger RNA from Lates calcarifer (barramundi perch), 2302 nucleotides. Its product is annotated as lactadherin. The transcript is spliced from 10 exons. The coding region runs from base 177 to 1610 and encodes 477 amino acids. The record is from RefSeq and is a predicted model, not a curated record. Gene Ontology annotation, molecular function: calcium ion binding. NCBI's taxonomy places the organism in Eukaryota, Metazoa, Chordata, Actinopteri, Centropomidae.
CAGCUCCCUCAUUCAUCACGCCGUCCUUCUUUAACAUUCCAGUCAGAAUUCCGGUUUUUCCGACGGUACUUUAAGGCAGCAUUAAGUUAGGAGGUUAGCGGCCGCUUCGAAUAGACAAACAAACAAACAAACAAACAAACAGACCUGCGGAACAAACAAAGUACGAGUAAAUAAACAUGAAACGUCCCGGAAAUGUAAUAACAGCGUUUCUAACAGCAUCUGUUCUUCUACUUUGCCUGUGCUCAGUCAGAGGAGACUACUGUGAGGUGAAUCUGUGCCACAAUGGAGGAACAUGUGUGACAGGUGUAGGAGAGGAUCCCUUCAUCUGUAUCUGUGCAGAUGGCUUUGGCGGAGACACCUGCAACCUGACAGAGACAGGACCCUGCAGCCCCAAUCCCUGUAAAAACGAUGGGUUGUGUGAGAUCAUCGCUCCCACCAGGCGAGGAGAUGUUUUCAAUGAGUACAUCUGCAAGUGCCCACCCAGUUUUGAGGGAGUGCACUGCCAGAUCAAUGUGAAUGACUGUGCCAGCCAGCCUUGUAAGAAUGGAGGGAUGUGCAGAGAUCUUGAUGGAGACUACACUUGCCAGUGCCCCACACCAUAUGUUGGAAAGCAGUGCCAGCUACGUUGCAUUUCUCUGCUGGGGAUGGAGGGAGGUUCAAUUGUUGAGUCGCAGAUUUCUGCCUCUUCUGUGCACUACGGCAUUCUGGGUCUUCAGCGCUGGGGCCCGGAGUUGGCUCGUCUCAACAACCAAGGGAUCGUCAAUGCAUGGACGUCAGCUUCCCAUGACAGGAACCCCUGGAUCGAGGUUAAUAUGCAGAAGAAGAUGCGUCUGACAGGCAUCAUCACUCAGGGUGCCAGUCGCAUGGGCGCAGCGGAGUACAUCAAGGCCUUCAAGGUGGCGAGCAGCUUUGAUGGAAACAGUUACACCACUUACAGAGUGGAUGGCCAACGCAGGGACAAGGUUUUUGUGGGCAACAUAGAUAAUGACAGCACAAAGACCAACCUCUUUGACCCUCCAAUCGUGGCCCAGUACAUCCGUAUCAUCCCUGUGGUUUGCCGCAGGGCCUGCACGCUGCGCAUGGAGCUGGUGGGCUGUGAACUCAAUGUUUAUUCAAACACGGCAGGUUGCUCAGAGCCUCUGGGAAUGAAGUCUCGCCUCAUCUCGGAUGGGCAGAUUUCAGCCUCCAGCUCUUACCGCACAUGGGGCAUUGACACCUUCACGUGGUACCCUCAGUUUGCCAGACUGGACAAGCAGGGAAAGACGAACGCCUGGUCUCCUGCCAACAACAACCGCUCAGAGUGGAUCCAGGUCGAUCUAGAGAAGACAAAGCGCCUCACAGGCAUCAUCACUCAGGGGGCGAAGGACUUUGGGGUGGUGCUGUUUGUGUCAGUGUUUAAAAUUUCUUACAGUAACGAUGGAGAGUCAUGGAGUAUGGUGAAGGACGAGAGCACCGGCAAUGAUAAGCUUUUCCAAGGCAACAUUGACAACAACACCCAUAAGAAGAAUCUAUUUGAGCCUCCAUUCUACGCCCGCUAUGUUCGAGUUGUCCCCUGGGAGUGGCACGAGCGCAUCUCUCUACGUAUGGAGCUGCUGGGCUGCGAUGACUAGAAACUCAUUGAUAACCAUUUAUCAGAGCUCCAUCUUCAUCCAGCUGCUCCGUCUCUUCACACAGAAUGGAUGUUAAACAGAAUCAUCUGUUUAUUCCACGGAGAUGAUGGUUGCUGAAUAGCUUGGACUUUAACACUUGUAGCACUUUCUGACUAGUGACUUUUUUAUGUUUAUGUUAAUAAAACUGUUUGACAUUACAGCUUGUAAGUGCUCACAGAAUCUCCUAUUGAGUAUUCAUGCUUUUAGUAGAUUUUGAUCCCUACAAAAUUUGCACAGAUUUGCUCAUAGUCUGUAUUAGCUCCUUCUAAGAAUCUAAAUUUAUUUCAGGCUCUCUCAUAUCUGGAGACUUGAUAACUUCAGUUGUAUGCCCCACACUAGGAAAUAACCCUAUUUUUGUAGUUUUAACAGUCUGCAGAGGAUGGAUGAUAAACAUCCUCACCAGCACACUCAGUAUAUCUCACCAUGUCUGUUGUCUGGCUGCUGUUUUUGUUACUUGAGCACAAACUAGCAUAACGACACAGGGCCUGUGCAAUAUAUUGUAUAUUUCGGCAUUUCCAACUAUCCAUACAGAGAAAAUAUGUCAAGGAUAAAAAAUAUUUUUUUUUGAACUGCAGCACACUGAUGGAGUCAAUCAAAUGUUUGAAUUGUAAACUGUAGGGAUUUUUGCAUCAAGUUUUUCAUGUGAUGUCUGU